AUGGAUCCAUACGACAGCGACUCGUCCUUGGAGGAUGCGGGGGAGUACACAGAGACCGGUGUAUUACUGGGUUAUAGCAGUACAGAGCAGACAGAUGAUACCAUUAGCCAUCUUGGUGGCUGGCCGACAUGGCUCGACGAGAAUACCCCUCCUCCCGGCGACCUGGCCAAAUGCAAAGUUUGCAACAACCCAAUGCUCUUGCUACUCCAGCUCAAUGGCGACCUACCAGAACGAUUUCCCAACGACGAACGAUGGCUAUAUAUUUUCGGAUGUCCACGGAAAGCUUGCAGUCGCAAACCAGGCAGCAUUAGAGGUCUACGCGGUCUUCGAAAGGUCAAGGGCCAACCCGAGACACAAAAGAAGGAAGAGAGCAAACCAAAAGAUACGCCCCCUGCACCAAAACAAGAUAUUGGGGCUGCACUGUUUGGAGCCACUUCGCAAGGAGGGUUAUCAUCCAACGCGAACCCAUUUUCUACAUCGUCUUCACCUGCGGCGCAAAACAAUCCGUUCGCACCACUGCCACCAGUAUCUACAUUGGCCGCAAAGCCCCCACAAAAUCCAGCAAACAAUCUUUCAGAAACUUUUGCCGCAAAAGCGCGAAUAUCAACACCCGAAACCUCCUCGGAACCUGUAGCAGCAGGGCCUGUAGUCCCAUGGCCCGACAAGUCGGCUUUUCCACCUCCUUAUACGGAAUAUUACCUCGAUGCUGAUUAUGAAACUCUUUCACGUCCUCCGACUCCUACGAUACCAACAAACACCACUGUAGAAAAUGUGGAGGAAGACGCAGGAGGCGCGGUUGAUGUAAAAGACGCAUUCGAGUCAUCUAUGGAUAAAGAUUUCCUUCGGUUUUCGACAAGACUGGAACAUAACCCAGAACAAGUCUUGCGAUAUGAAUUCGCCGGUACACCGCUCUUAUACAGCGGCACGGAUGCUGUCGCAAAGGCAUUCCCUUCACAUCAAACCCAAGGACGGGGAUUACAAGUGUCUUCGAACGCCGGUACAAACCGUAUUCCACGCUGUCCAUCAUGUGGUAGAGAGCGUGUAUUUGAGGUACAGCUUGUGCCACAUACAAUCACGGUUCUGGAAGAUGGGCGCGAGGGCAUUGGUCUCGGUAAGAAUGAUGCUGGAAUGGAAUGGGGCACGAUUAUUCUAGGCGUUUGCGCCGGUAAUUGCGGGACCACCAAGGAAGGGGAUUUGGGUUGGAAAGAGGAGUGGAUUGGUGUACAAUGGGAAGAAACAAAGUAG
Molecule: messenger RNA, 1245 nt
Organism: Talaromyces amestolkiae
Lineage: Eukaryota; Fungi; Ascomycota; Eurotiomycetes; Eurotiales; Trichocomaceae
Exons: 2
Coding region: 1-1245 (414 amino acids)
Biological process (GO): maturation of SSU-rRNA
Cellular component (GO): cytoplasm
Source: RefSeq, a predicted model, not a curated record